Molecule: messenger RNA, 1425 nt
Organism: Papaver somniferum (opium poppy)
Lineage: Eukaryota; Viridiplantae; Streptophyta; Magnoliopsida; Ranunculales; Papaveraceae
Product: alcohol dehydrogenase-like 1
Exons: 9
Coding region: 101-1267 (388 amino acids)
Biological process (GO): formaldehyde catabolic process
Cellular component (GO): cytosol
Molecular function (GO): zinc ion binding; S-(hydroxymethyl)glutathione dehydrogenase [NAD(P)+] activity
Source: RefSeq, a predicted model, not a curated record
AUAUUCUUUGUUUCUUGAAAUUGUCUCCUCGCACUCUCACUUAUCGCUUCUUCAUCAGUUUACUGAUUUACUCUUGGUUUGAUCGAUAAAGUUUAGUCUUAUGGCGCAAAUAAUAAGAUCACUUGCCAAGACUUUAGGAAAGCCAAUAAAAUGCAAAGGUGCAGUAUGUAGAGGAGCAGGAGAAGCACUGGUGAUAGAAGAGAUAGAAGUGGCAACGCCCAAAGCUUAUGAAGUUAGGAUCAAAGUUUUAUGCACUUCUCUUUGUCAUAGUGAUCUUACUUAUUGGAAAGGCCUAGAAGGACCGAGAGGAGUGUUCCCGAGGAUUUUCGGCCAUGAGGCAGUCGGUAUGGUUGAGAGCGUGGGAGACAACGUGGUCGAAGUAAAAGAAGGCGACAUUGUCAUACCAUUUUUCCAUCCAAAUUGCGAGGAAUGUUGGGAUUGUAAAUCCAAAGAAAGCAACAUUUGCUCAAAGUUCCCCUUUGGUGGCUUAGGAAUGCCAAGGGAUGGGACUAGCAGGUUUACGGAUUCUAAAGGAGAGAUUGUACAUAACUUCAUCAAGGUUUCAAGCUUCAUUGAGUACACAGUUGUAGAUAUCUGCAAUCUGGUGAAGAUCAAUCCUGAUUUUCCUCUUGACAAGGCUUGCUUGCUUAGCUGUGGAGUUCCAACCGGCAUAGGUGCGGCGUGGAAGACAGCUAAAGUCAAGAAAGGGUCUACCGUUGCAAUAUUUGGUCUGGGCGCCAUUGGACUCGCGGUCGCAGAAGGAGCAAGGAUAAGUGGUGCUGCUAAAAUUAUUGGCAUCGAUUUAAACCCCCAGAAAUUCAAACUUGGAAGCAAAUUUGGAGUAACUGAUUUCAUUAACCCAAAAGAUUGUGGGAAUAGACCAGUGAAUGAGGUUAUAAAGGAAAUGACAGACGGAGGUGCUGAUUAUUGCUUUGAGUGUGUUGGACUGGCUUCCUUGAUGAAUCUUGCUUUCACCAGUUGCCGCAAUGGUUCCGGAAAGACAAUAAUCCUAGGAAUAGAAAUGAAUGGGACACCACUAAGCCUUGGUUGCUAUGAACUUCUCAGAGGAAAAACCAUUACUGGAUCGAUUUUCGGAGGUAUCAAAGCCAAAACUGAUAUCCCAAUCCUCGCACAAAGUUACAUAGACAAGGAACUUCAUUUGGACGAUUUUAUAACGCACGAGGUGAACUUCGAAGACAUAAACGAGGCCUUUGAUUUACUCAUCCAAGGCAAGAGCCUCCGAUGCAUUAUUUGGAUGGGCAGAUAGUCCCGGCCCUUCUAUCAUCAAUAAUGGUCGAAAUAUAUAAUACUUUAUAUUAUCCUCUUUAUGAGUCUACGACAAUGAGAUUUUCCAGCGUUUCUUUGUGUUGUUUUUCUCGUUUUCGUCGGCAAGAGUGGGUGAACAAGUUUAGUGUACUUAGAAGU